This is a messenger RNA of Colletotrichum phormii, 1263 nucleotides long. Its product is annotated as FAD binding domain-containing protein. The transcript is spliced from 4 exons. NCBI's taxonomy places the organism in Eukaryota, Fungi, Ascomycota, Sordariomycetes, Glomerellales, Glomerellaceae. Gene Ontology annotation, molecular function: FAD binding. Bases 1 to 1263 code for a protein of 420 amino acids. The record is from RefSeq and is a predicted model, not a curated record.
AUGGCAAUCUCACAGCAAGGACCCCUCCCCGUCAUCAUCGUCGGCGCGGGUGUCAGCGGCCUGCUGCUCGCGCAGUAUCUCCGCAAGAAUAACAUCCCCUACCGCAUCUACGAGCGCGACACGGACCUCACGACCCGCGGCGUCGGUUGGGGCCUGACGCUGCACUGGUCUCUCCCUGCGCUGCGAUCCCUGCUGCCGGACGACCUCGUUGCGCGGCUGCCCGAGGCCUAUGUUGACCAGGCUGCCGUCGCGAGGGGUGAGGCGUCGGCGUUUCCCUUCUUCGAUUUGAGCACCGCCGAACUCAAGGGCGCCAGCCCCCGCGCACCGGAGAGUCUGAGGAUCAGGGUCACGAGGGAAAGAUUGCGCCGUUUGUUGGCUACGGAUAUCGAUAUUCAGUGGGGGAAAGGCUUCACGAGAUACGAAGAAAAUGAAACCGGAGUAGCGGUCUACUUUGAAGACGGCACCUCGGUGGCCGGUCGCGUGCUUGUUGCCUGCGACGGGGGGCCAUCCCGUGUCCGGCGCCAGCUCUUCCCGGAACAGCACGAAAGACACCGGAUCCCGGUCCGGGUGCUUGGCCUCAAGUUGCAGUUGACUCCCGAAGAGAUGGAGCCGAUCCGGAAGCUCGACCCCUUCUUCCUGCAAGGUGCAUCAUCUCGGAACGAUACGUUUCUUUAUCUUAGCAUGCUCGACGCCCCUGGAAACAACGACGAGAGCACGGGCGAGUACAGCUGCCAACUGUGCGUCUCAUGGCCGGAUCGCCCGGGCUUCCUGGGUAAGCCGGAGCCGACCGGCUAUCCGAUGACGGACGCCGGCAAGGUCGAGCUCAUCAGGUCGUUUGCCGAAGGGUGGUCGCAGCCGUUUCGUUCCCUUGCACUCGGCAUUCCCGCUGACACUGACGUGAAACACCUUGACCUCUACGAUUUCCCUCCGCCAAAGGGUUUGAGGUCCAAAGGGAGGGUCGUGUUGAUGGGAGAUGCCUUUCAUGCGAUGGCGAUGUACAGAGGCGAGGGUGCUAACCACGCCAUCCUCGAUGUUCUCGACUUCGCAGAGACCGUUGGGCCCAAGUUGAGCGGUAGCAACAACAAUCUCGCAAACCUUCGAGCCGUUCUGGAUAUUUACGAAGAUACCGUGGUCUCCAGAGCCCGACCCGGCGUGUUGGCGUCGCGGCGGGCCUGUAUGGAUGCGCACGACUGGCCCAAGAUUAGCCCUACGAGUCCUCUUCUCAGCAAGCGGGAGAUGAAGCUUCAGUUUGAUGAAGAGUAA